Populus euphratica (Euphrates poplar) is the source of this 1817-nucleotide messenger RNA. Its product is annotated as salicylate carboxymethyltransferase-like. The coding region runs from base 306 to 1424 and encodes 372 amino acids. NCBI's taxonomy places the organism in Eukaryota, Viridiplantae, Streptophyta, Magnoliopsida, Malpighiales, Salicaceae. The transcript has 4 exons. Gene Ontology annotation, molecular function: methyltransferase activity. The record is from RefSeq and is a predicted model, not a curated record.
AUUAGUAGUUGUUUAUUCACGAUAAAGAAAAAUAACUAUAAUUAUCAAACUAUUUUAUUAUAUUGCACAAAUAUUUAGUUGCUCUCUAAAUCAAGAUCACAAAAUGCCAAAUGCAUGUUGCUGUGUCAGGAGUAGGGAUCAAUGCAAGAUAACACAAGGAAUCAACAUUUCAAGAGAGGACAAAUCCAUGAAUCAAUUUUUUUACUACAAAAACAAUAUCACUUGAGCUUAUAUUAAUCACUCUUUGUUGAAUGAACUGAAACCAUUGUUUAAAGGGUGUGAUUGCCAAGAAAAGGCAGGGAGAGAUGGAGAAAGAGAGCUCAAAAAUAAAUCAAAUUCUGAGCAUGAAAGGAGGGUUGGGAGAGGAGAGCUAUGCCAAGAACUCAAAACCACAGCGAGCAAAUCUAUCCAGUUCAGUGCCAGUACUAAAACAAGCAGUGCUUGAUUUCUGCGACACCGAACUUCCUCAUUGUAUCACUAUAGCAGACCUUGGAUGUUCUUCAGGACCCAACACUUUCUUUGCAGUUACUCAGAUCACAAGCUUGAUCUACGAAAGGUGCUCUCAACUGGGCCUAUCACCACCAGAAUUUUCUAUUUUCUUGAAUGAUCUUCCAGGAAAUGAUUUCAACACCGUUUUCCAGUCUUUUCUGCCAGCUUUCAAGGAGAAAAUAGGGGCAGAAAACGGUUCAGAUUUUGGUCCCUGUUAUAUUUCUGGAGUUCCAGGUUCAUUUUAUGGGAGGCUUUUUCCAUCGAAUAGCCUGCAUUUUGUGCACUCUGGAACUAGUCUUCAUUGGCUCUCACAGGUACCUCCUGAGUUGAAUGAUAAAUCAAAUCCACUAAUAAACAAAGGGAAAAUAUACAUUUCAAAGACAAGUCCAGCAGCUGCGAUAGAGGCAUAUCAGAUUCAGUUUCAAAAGGAUUUCUGUUCAUUUCUUAUGGCACGCUCUACGGAAGUAGUUCCAGGGGGACGUAUGGUCUUUACAUUAAAGGCAAGAAGAUUUGCAGACCCAACCGCCGAUGAAAGUUGUUUGAUCUGGGAUUAUUUAGGCCAGGCACUCCAGGAUUUAGUUUUGAAGGGGCUAAUCGAAGAAGAAAAGUUAGACACCUAUAAUGCUCCAUACCAUGAGCCAUACGUAGAAGAAAUCAAGACUGAGAUAGCGAAAGAAGGAUCUUUUACCCUCAAUUGCCUUGAGAUCAUUGCCCUUCCAUGGGAUGCCUGUAAUGGAGGAAUGAAGUGUGAUAGAGAAACAACAGCAAAAAACUUGGUGAGGGUCUUAAAAGCAAUCAAUGAGUCAAUGAUUCGGUCUCAUUUUGGCGCAGAAGUUUUGGAUCCUUUAUUUCAAGUUUUGACUGCUAUCAUCGCAGCUGAUACAAAGGAAGUGGAGCAUGUCACUGCUGUCUUUUAUGUGACUAGAAAAGAUUAGCAGCAUUUGGAGUUGUCUCUUUUUCCUUUUUGAUUAAUGAAGUUUCCAUUAAGCAAUAAGUCAACGGUAACAGGGAUUGUAAAUCCUGCAGCAGUGCAGCAGCUUACUAGUUCUAGUUGAAUGAUAUUUUGCAGAAACUGCUUAGCACAGUCUCUAGAAUGACAGGAUUUAUCGUUGGCAUAUGCUUUUAGUUCAAGUACUAGAAAAGAUGAGAUGAUAACAAUCUGCAGAUGCAAGAUUACACAGACUACACAAUGGAUCAACUGUUCUUCCCAUCAUAACCUGUCCACUUCUCAAUUUGUGGUCACCCAAGAUCAGAACAACUAGCCACGAAAUAAAACUGAGCAUCAGCAGUAACUUUUACCAACCACUCUGCCUCCUUUCUUCCUAACA